GAACCGGAAGCAGUCGUUCGUACGUUGUUGCUAACUCGCUAACGUCUCAUGUUGAACUCUGUCGAGCAGCUAAAAUGAACAAACUGAAUAAACCUCAGGAGUUUGACUCGUAUGAGAUCGAGGAGCCGAGUGAUGAGGAGCGAGCUGAGAGCAGUUCGGAGGAUGAGCUGGACAUUCUGCUGAACGGGACGCCGCAGCAGAAGAAGAAGCUGAUCAGAGAGUAUCUGACGGGGGAGAGCGAGUCGUCCAGCGGGGAUGAGUUCGAGAAGGAGAUGGAGGCGGAGCUCAGCUCCACCAUGAAGACCAUGGAGGGAACCUGGGCGCCAUCAUCAGCAGAAACCUCGGGAGGAGGAGGAGGAGGAGGUGGUCCUGGACUUCCUAACCCUCAGAUGUAUGAUGAGGUGUAUUUUGACUCUGACUCAGAGGGGGAGGACACACCAGGCAGCUCCACCGGCCGGAGGCAGAGACAGCGGGUCAAAAUGACCAACGACGAGCUGCUGUACGACCCCGACGAGGACGACAGGGACCAGGCCUGGGUGGACGCCAGGAGACAGUUUAACAGAAAGCCAACAGCUGCAGGUUCUCGCUCGCAGCCUCGUCAGUCUCAGGGUUUACCAAGCAGCGACGCCGUCCUUAACUGUCCCGCCUGCAUGACGACGCUCUGCCUGGACUGUCAGAGGCAUGAAAAGUACCGGACGCAGUAUCGCGCCAUGUUCGUCAUGAACUGCGCGGUGAAGAGAGACGAGGUGCUGCGCUACAAAACCCAGACGGAGCUGAAACAGAGGAGGAGGAAGAGGAGGAGGGGACAGAGAACAGACACGCCGCUGGACAAGACUCCCGACCCAACGCCGGCGGGGAUGGACGCCGAUGAGAUUUACCACCCGGUGCAGUGCACAGAGUGCUCCACUGAGGUGGCCGUGUUCGACAAAGACGAGGUCUACCACUUCUUCAACAUCCUGGCCAGCCACUGCUGAGACAGACACGCAGACUGUUUGUUUUAUUUCAUGGGUUUGUCUCUGAGUCUUCAGCUCACAGCAGCUUUAUCAGAAGGAUGAUGACCGCUUCUCUCUGACUGGAAGGGAGGAAUCACUCUGUGGUCGCUCUGAGUGAACCAGACUCAGCUCAUAAACACUCUGAAAUAACAACGUGUUUGGUCACUUCACUUAACGAGGAGAGAAAACUGCAGCAUGUUGUCUGUCUGUGACAUUUUUUAUCUCCCUUUAAUGUCUCACAAAAACUGGAAUCUGAGACCAGUGUUGCAGCUCUGAUGAUCCGUACUGGACUGAACACACAGCAGCUUGAAUUUUGAGACCGAUAUGGGUAGAAUAUUUGAGAAUUAAAAGGCUGGUUAGCAACAUAUUGACUAAGACCCAAUUUUUUUUACCUACACACUCAAACAUUUUUAAUAAGACUUCCUGUUAACUUUGCCUUGAGAUCAAUAUGUGGUUUGGUGCGGCGUCUGCAGUGAUGCAGGUGCAACACCAGAUUGAUGUGAAGAGGGAGCUGAGCCUGAAGGCGAAGCUUUCGAUUUUCUGGUCCAUCUACAUCCCAACCCUCACCUAUGGCCAUGAGCUCUGGGUAGUGACUGAAAGAAUGAGGUCGUGGAGACAAGCAGCUGAAAUGAGUUUCCUCUGUGGGGUGUCUGGGCUCAGCCUCAAGAUCCUCCCUGCUGCCCGCAUGAGCUGGCCCCAUAUCAGUGGGGUCAGUAUUAUUAAAUGUGUGUACACUGCUUAUGAAUGUUAGACAAAAGGGGGUUGACUUAAAAUGUUACUGGCCUGCUAAGAUUUUUUUUUUGAAGAAGAGUUGUGAGCAGGGUGUGUCCUCAGAGGGACAUUUUGCGGUUGUAAAUAAACUUGUCAGUGCUCUCUGUUGAACAAA
Messenger RNA from Epinephelus moara (kelp grouper), 1878 nucleotides. RefSeq names its product e2f-associated phosphoprotein (gene eapp). Bases 75 to 974 code for a protein of 299 amino acids. The transcript is spliced from 6 exons. Gene Ontology annotation, biological process: positive regulation of cell population proliferation. Lineage: Eukaryota; Metazoa; Chordata; Actinopteri; Perciformes; Serranidae. The record is from RefSeq and is a predicted model, not a curated record. Gene Ontology annotation, cellular component: nucleus.